AUGGGGGAGCCCGCGCGCGUGGGCACUCAUCUCGGGAGCUGGAGCCGGCAGAGGGCGCUCCAGGCUCGCCGGACACCUGAGCUCCGGCCCCUGCGGCGGCGCCACGGGUGGGGUGGGGGGACCUUCGGGAGGGCAGCCCCCAGGGAUGCCCCCCACGCCACCCCCCGCAGCCAGACCCCCACCAACCCCGCGCCUACUGGGCAGCGCAACACCCCCCCCAUGCGGCCGGGCCGGGGUCCAGCCGCCAGGCCUCGCGCUCCCGCGGACAGCCCCCUGCCGCCGCGCCUGGCCGCGGGAUCCGCGGACCCCGGCCCCGGCCCCGCCUCGCCGCGCGGGGGCACCGCCGUCAUCCUGGACAUUUUCCGCCGAGCAGACAAAAAUGAUGAUGGGAAGUUGUCUCUGGAGGAAUUCCAGCUCUUCUUUGCAGAUGGCGUCCUCAAUGAGAAGGAACUGGAGGAUCUCUUCCACGCCAUCGACUCUGACAACACCAACCAUGUGGACACCAAGGAGCUGUGUGAUUACUUUGUGGACCACAUGGGGGACUAUGAGGACGUCUUGGCCUCCCUGGAGACCUUGAAUCACUCUGUCCUGAAGGCCAUGGGCUACACCAAGAAGGUGUACGAGGGCGGGAGCAACGUGGACCAGUUUGUGACGCGCUUCCUCCUGAAGGAGACGGCCAAUCAGAUCCACUCGCUGCUGAGCUCCGUGGAGAGCGCAGUGGAGGCCAUCGAAGAGCAGACCAGCCAGAUCCGACAGAACCACAGCGAACCCAGCCACGGCGUGGUGGAGACCUGGUGUGGAAGCCUCACUCCCCCCUACGCCCCCAACCACAAGCUCAUGGCCACGGAACAAGGGAAGAGUCCUCCAUCUGUCACCGCGGACCCCAAGGAGGAGGGCCUGGAAGCCCAGAUCAGCCGAUUGGCAGAGCUCAUAGGCCGGCUGGAGAACAAGACCCUCUGGUUUGACCUGCAGCAGCGCCUCUCGGAUGAAGAAGGCACCAAUAUGCAUCUGCAGCUGGUCCGGCAGGAGAUGGCCGUGUGCCCCGAGCAGCUGAGCGAGUUCCUGGACUCCCUGCGACAGUACCUGCGGGGUACCGCCGGGGCCAAGAACUGCUUCCACAUCGCCGCCGUGAGGCUGUCGGACGGCUUCACCUUCGUGGUCUACGAGUUCUGGGAGACGGAGGAGGAGUGGAAGAGGCAUCUGCAGAGCCCUGUGUGCAAGGCGUUCCGGCACGUCAAGGUGGACACGCUGAGCCAGCCCGAGGCCCUCUCCAGGAUCUCCGUGCCAGCUGCUUGGUGCACUGUGGGCCGCGACUGACCGCCUCCCCGAGGACUGCGGCUAAGCCUGCUGCCCUGACCCUCUUACAAAGGAUGUCCCCUCUUUUCUAGAAACUUUGGUAUACGAGCUGUCUUUUCAAUAUACUUUCAAACAAGAAUGUAUUUCCCCGCUCUCGGAAGUGAAGGAGAACCCUUCCCCAGC
Molecule: messenger RNA, 1479 nt
Organism: Ceratotherium simum simum (southern white rhinoceros)
Lineage: Eukaryota; Metazoa; Chordata; Mammalia; Perissodactyla; Rhinocerotidae
Gene: NECAB2
Product: N-terminal EF-hand calcium binding protein 2
Biological process (GO): regulation of amyloid precursor protein biosynthetic process
Cellular component (GO): cytoplasm
Molecular function (GO): calcium ion binding
Source: RefSeq, a predicted model, not a curated record